This is a messenger RNA of Phytophthora nicotianae INRA-310, 279 nucleotides long. RefSeq lists its product as hypothetical. Bases 1 to 279 code for a protein of 92 amino acids. The transcript has 2 exons. Lineage: Eukaryota; Oomycota; Peronosporomycetes; Peronosporales; Peronosporaceae. The record is from RefSeq and is a predicted model, not a curated record.
AUGGCAAGUGUGAUCCAUGCGGUCAUUUGGGCUGCGAACGAGUUGCCGACUCGAAUGGCCUUUGCUUUGAGCACGGGGGGACGCGACAAUGUGCGGCUGAUGGAUGUACUAAGCGAGCUCAUACUCACGGCUUGUGUGUUGGCCAUGGUGGAGGAACGCAGUGCUCGCAUCGUGGGUGUGAAGGAUGUGACAACAGAGCUGUAUCUAUUGGCAUGUGUUACACCCACGGUGGAGGCGCUCAAUGCAUGCAUCGAGGGUGUGAUAAAAGAUCGUAUCUGA